Molecule: messenger RNA, 1304 nt
Organism: Cladophialophora immunda
Lineage: Eukaryota; Fungi; Ascomycota; Eurotiomycetes; Chaetothyriales; Herpotrichiellaceae
Exons: 2
Coding region: 234-1304 (356 amino acids)
Molecular function (GO): oxidoreductase activity
Source: RefSeq, a predicted model, not a curated record
GUUUGUGUCGUGCUCCUCUUGCCGAACCCCUCUUACAUGACAUCGGCUUCUGGCGAUGGAGGUUGAAACGAAAUGGCCAAGGCUGCCUGGCGCUUUUGCCCUUUGCGAAUCAAAUGAUAUGAAGACCUGGACGGCAGAGUCCGAUAUAAGAAACAUGGUCACUUCGAUGCCACAAUACUCUAGACUGACCACUCUGCGCAACUAAACUACAAGAUCAACUUCGAGGCAAGAAAAUGGCUGAAAGUCAGAUUGGGACAAACCUUUUGGAUCGCGAGUGGCUGGCUGUGGAUGCCCAAAACGAUCCUGACCGAUGGAUCCAUCGAUUCACAGAGGAAGAGCUCAAGGAUAUCGAUCAUGCUUUGCAAACCACGUUGAGAAAAGGCCACAAGAGCUGCGAAACGAUGACCAAGGAGGAUUUCCCGCUAGGCCCAUCGGAGAAACCGUUGCAGCAGGUCCUCGAGCAUCUGGAGAAUGACAUGGGGCUCUUUGUCUUGCGUGGGAUCCCUGCCGACAACUACACAAAGGCAGAAAUGAGGAUGAUCUACUGGGGAAUCGGACUGAACAUGGGCGUGGCAGUGUCGCAGAGUGGGAAGGGAGAUGUUCUGGGGGAUGUCAAGAACUUCGGCAACAAUAUCCACCCAUCUUCCACCACUGGCCGUGGAUAUAUGUCCCGUGUCCAUCUAUCAUUCCACACCGAUAGCUCUGACAUUGUUGGUCUCAUGGUACUGCAAGUUGCCAAAAGUGGCGGGCUCAGCAUGAUUUGCAGCUCGGUGGCCGUGAGGAACGAGAUUGCGCGCCGGCGACCCGACCUGCUUAAGGUCUUGUACGAAGACUUCUACUGGAGCUGGAAAGGAAACUCCCCCCCUGGAGCUGGUCCCUACUAUAAGAUUCCCAUUUUCAGCGAGGAAGGCGGACGCUUCUCCUGCCGCUACAUUCCGCCGCACAUCUUCACGGCUCAAGAGUACCCUGAGAUUCCCCGUCUCACUGAGCAGCAAAAGGAAGCUAUUAAGUUGGUCGCUCAGAUCGCCAAUGAAGAGAAGUUCCACUUUGCCAUGAUGUUCGAACCAGGAGAUAUACAGUUCCUGAACAACCACAUCACCUUGCACGCCCGCACUGAGUUUGAGGACGGGGACACAGAGGAGACAAAGCGACACUUGUUGCGAGUGUGGCUGUGUCCCCCAAACAGCCGGAAGCUGAGCGCCAAUGUCGUCGAUUUCUAUAGAGAUCAGAGGCCAGGCACGGUGCGAGGAGGAUUCCAUUCGCAGACGGGCAAAUUUGUGUUUGAAACAACCGUCCAGGGAUGA